AUGCACUGUCGUCUGAGUGAUCCUUAUCCCCCGCCCUCCACCACCCCACCCCCGCCGUUUGCAGGUUUCCCGAGCAAGGAGCUACGAUGCCGUUUGGCGUUGGCAAUCACUGUGAAUUUUGUGAAUUAUCACACCCCGGCCGAGACCCAGGUCGAGGAGAUCAGUGGUGUGUCGAGUAUUUUCAAUCAGCAAUUUUUCGCCCGUCUCGCCGCGGACACGGGGAUUGAUUUGGAAAAUAUUGUAUACUACAAAGAUGAAACGCACUACUUUGUAAUGACCGCGAAGAAGCACAGUUUGCUGGCCAAGGGUGUGCUGAAACAGGAUCGAGAGGAUUCGAACAGCCUGCUCAGCCCGGACAAUGUGGACAAACAGGCGUUACAAGCGUACGCGCGUGAGACCGCGCACUACGUGACCAAGGGACAACUGGUUCAGCUGGAUUUCGCGGUGAAUGCGCGUGGUGAACCGGACGUGGAAGUGUUCGAUUUCACCCGGAUGUUUGCGGCCGAGUACUCUUGUCGAAUUAUCGAACGGAGUGAUCUGUUGCUUAUGCAAUGCCUGAUUGGAGAUGGCUUGUUCGAACCGUUUUGGCCCACGGGCAGUGGUUGUGCGUUGGGUUUUCUCUCCGCUCUGGACGCCGCGUGGGCAGUGUCUCGUCUCGCCGCCGGGAUGCAUCCGCUCCAAGUGAUUGUGCAACGCGAGUCAGUUUAUCAACGUCUGAGCCAAACUACCGCACAGAACAUGCCGCCGAAUUUCUCGGACUAUACACUGGAUCCGCGAACCCGAUACGUCCGGUGUGAUUUGAAUCUGUUCAGUCCGGCCCAGGUUCGUCAUCUGUACUCACUCAAGGGUGGGAAAGGAAUUAAACUCACCAAAAAUUGGUAUCAAGAGAUUAACGGUUCCAUCAAAGCCGGUUCCAAUCCGUUACGUGAUCAGUUAAAUCUAGCCCGAUCCAUGCUCACUCGAACCGGAGACGGGGAUGGGCUUAAUCAACACACAUCAGUCCCAGAUUGUAAUCUGGCCCUUUUACGCUGGUUCCGAUUCCGACUGGCUUUCUACGAAUCUCUCGAGCUGAUCGAACCGGUCCACGAUCUCUCACCAACACAGUGGGAAUCCGGUGCGAAUUUGCUCUGUCUGAUUCACCUGUACCGACCGGAUUUAGUGCCCGAGCUGGAACAGUUCGUACUGGACCCGGACACCCAAUCCGAUCCGCGUUCCGUGCUCAACGGUGAUUUGGGUGUGCCCCAUCCGAAACCGAGUCUAAUUCGUGCCUGUGGUCUGUUGAUUGAACACUUCAAUGUGGAAUUUGUCGCGGAUUUCGAUAAGGGCAACACCACAACCACUUAUCCUCGUUCCGAUACCGAUUGGCAAUGGUAUUUGACUCUGGUACAAGAAGCACUCAGUCAGUUGCACAUGGCCGGACCUCCAUCAAUUGCCGCUUCUUCGAAACAGGCCAAAUCCUUGACUCGCACCCAGUCCAUGAUGACCCCAUCCAAUUUUCUGAACAAAUCGCCGGUCAAAACUGUGCUGAACAGUUUAGCUAUCAGUCCGAAGCGAAAACCAGUCUUGGAGAAACAAUUCGACCCGUCCCAGACAAACGGUCGCGUCCGUGGAGUGUUUCGUGAGGAUCCGACAUGGUCGGUUGAAAAGGGCCUGUUAUUGAAACGUCGUGCCGAGUUGAUUGCCACGCUGCAAGAUCCCGCUUCUACCAAACGACGCUCUCCCAUUCCACCUCACUUGAGGCCAUCCUUAGAGAAUGCGAAUAUUGAUAGAGCGAAAAAAUUUGUGGUCUCGCACAUGGCUCUGCAUUCGAUUGCGGAUCGAGAUAACGGGGCCGCUGAAAUACAGCCAUCUAUGAUCAAGCCUAUCACAGUACCCGAGAGUGUCGCGCGUCUGUUCGCUCCACGCAAAGGCAGUGCACAUUGCUACGUGUGUGACAAACGCUUGUAUUUGAUCGAACGGCUGAUGGCAUUCGGUUUGUUUUUUCAUCGUCACUGUUUUCGAUGUUCCGAAUGUGGAUCUCAGCUACAAACCGACAAGGCCACGUGUGUGCGCGCCACGUCACGUGACGAACGCGACAAAUUCUUUUGUCCGGCUCACUCGCAAGCGGCCAAUCUCGUUCCGUCCGUGGCCUCGGGUAAAACGACCCCCAAACCCCGUGCCAAUCACAAUUCAACCGGUGUCUCGCUUGAGGCUCGACUUCGAGCCGGCGAAUUUCCAUUUGGUCCGCCCGACCGGUCAAAUCCCACACAGAAUCCAAGCGUAUCGUUUUUGUCUUCUACUCGAGCUCAAUCUCUAGCCGAUUUGAUCCCUCACAAUCGACCUCCACCGACAAUGCCCUCUGCCGUUUUACCCACACGUCCCGGUCAUUCGGCUCUCCUAGCCGGGCUUCGGGGAGUGGAUGAUGCCGAAGAAAUUAUGGGUGUGCCAAGCCCCAUCGGCCGUCCCCUGCGACAUCCAUUGCACAUGCUUCGUGACUCUUCAUCAUCAUCCGCAUCGCCCGAACGGCGCCCACCAUCCCAACCACACCGUCGUCGAAUCGGGCCGGCUGGAGAUGAACUACGUCCGAACGGUAUCCGGGAUGAUGCGGCACCCGGACCAGAUUGUUAUCUGGCUGGUCAUCUCGGUCUCCCCGAGGUGGAACGUCGUGCCAACUGGGAACUCAAUCAGUCCGGGGCUUGGCCUGACGCAUCGAUCCCUGACAUUUUGGAGCACAUGAGCUAUUACACUCGCAUGUAUGAUGCAUUGGUGACAGCGCGACUCACUGGAAUCGCAUCGGACAGAUGA
Messenger RNA from Echinostoma caproni, 2784 nucleotides. Lineage: Eukaryota; Metazoa; Platyhelminthes; Trematoda; Plagiorchiida; Echinostomatidae. The record is from the annotation of a GenBank genome assembly.